AGUGGUCAAUAGGUUUCCGCAUAAAACACUAAAAUGCAAAUCGCAUGUUACUUGUGUUUUUGUUUUUCUAUAAAUAAGACCGGAGAAAUAAAAGCUGUUCGCUGGUUAAAUAUCUCACAGGUCCUCCUCCUCCUCCUCGCUGCCUGAAGGGCUUUUUUCCAGUUGGCCCGUUGACAGCCUGAUGAUUCUGUUAAGCUGAACCUGAAGCUGUUGAGAUCAACACCCCUGUUGUGUCCGAGGAUCUUCUCUUUCCCUCAGUGAUGAUGGCGGCGGCGUUUGGCCCUGACGUCGGCUCAUGGUUGUCGGCAUCAGGAGUCGUCGGUUUCUUCAUCCUCCUCCUCCUCCUCUCCAUCUUCCUCUCCCCUCUCUGCAGCGGGUGCAGCAGACGUUCAUUCGAGCUGAGAGACUCUGAGGUGGACAAAGAUCCUUCAACUCUGAUUAAAGUGGCGAAGCUGGAGGACGGCUUGGUGGAGAGAGAGAAUCCCAGGAUCAACGAGGACCUGAAAGACGACAUAGGUCGGUCAAGUGCUGACCAACAGAACCAACCGGAUAUAAACAGUUCCAUCGCUCCACACAGCAUCUACCAAACCAUCGGGGGAGAAGGGAGCAAUUUGACCAAUCACCAGCCAGGGGCGGAGUCCAGCGUUUCUGCUGACGUGAAUUCGGUGUACGCACAGGUGAGCAAGAAGGAGAGAGCGACCGUGUUCCCUGAUCGUUCUCCUGAGGAGGUGCUGGAGAAGGUGUCUUCUCCUCCACUGCCCGACAGGAAGGCACAGCUGGAGUGAUGACGAUGAAGGACGAGGGACAAUGGAUGAAGAAUGGCAGCUAAAGGACAAAGACUUAAAAGACAGUGAUGAUACAAAAGAAACUACGCUUUCUAUGAUUUCAGAAGCGAAAGAUUGUUGAAUGCGUUCUAGUUCUACUCCUGUGGAUCCUCUCUUGCGCUGCACAUUUUCCUCGCAAUAAUUAGAGGCGUAUAAAAGCCAGAUGUUACAUAUCUUUCAGGGCCGCACCGCUGGUCAAUGACGGACGAGUACAUCGAGUCCUUCUUGAUUUCAUGCUGGUAGAUGCAGUAAUGCUUUUUUCAGAAUGCUCAGGGAUGCACAACCAAAUUCAACUUUUGUCCAUUUGUAAAAGAAAGCCAAACCAGUGGAACACUCCUGCAGUUCACUCUGUAAUGACUAUGAAGGAUCUGGAUCAACUGGAUCUAGGUUUCGAUGAAGAUCUGUGCUCAACAGUCACACGUAUCAGCGUUUUCUCUAUACCAUCAGAUUUCUUUUUGCGGCCAGAGGAGUCGCCCCCUGCUGGUUAGACGACAGAAUGCAAGUUUGAAGACUCUUCUGCUUUACAAGCAAGAGCAGAGGUCGCUGCGAUCAGCCCUCUGACAGCUUUUGAGAAAUGUAAAUUAAUUUGAUUGACAGGGGGCACAAACUCAAUCAACAGAAAGAUCCCAAAACAAGUUAUCUGGAAAUAUGCCAAAGGAGUAACUGCCCAGCGCUGAGGCAAAGCACAGGUCAAUGAUGUAUUUAGUCUUUGGAUUUACGUUAUUUUAUUUUCUCUCAGUAACUUUAAUGAAUAACGAUGGCAUUUAUUUAUCUAAUGCUGUUAUAUUAUAACUUCCAACUCUGAAAAUAUGCUUGUUUCUAAACAUGCUUCCAGGUUCAUUUGUAAAUAUUUACAUAAAUAAAUGUCAUUCCAGGACU
Molecule: messenger RNA, 1703 nt
Organism: Gasterosteus aculeatus aculeatus (three-spined stickleback)
Lineage: Eukaryota; Metazoa; Chordata; Actinopteri; Perciformes; Gasterosteidae
Source: RefSeq, a predicted model, not a curated record